This is a messenger RNA of Xenia sp. Carnegie-2017, 1791 nucleotides long. RefSeq names its product DDB1- and CUL4-associated factor 13-like. The coding region runs from base 109 to 1437 and encodes 442 amino acids. Gene Ontology annotation, cellular component: small-subunit processome; nucleolus. Gene Ontology annotation, biological process: maturation of SSU-rRNA from tricistronic rRNA transcript (SSU-rRNA, 5.8S rRNA, LSU-rRNA). The record is from RefSeq and is a predicted model, not a curated record. Lineage: Eukaryota; Metazoa; Cnidaria; Anthozoa; Malacalcyonacea; Xeniidae. Gene Ontology annotation, molecular function: protein binding. The transcript is spliced from 11 exons.
GACGUCAUUGAGUCACAUGUCCAAUAUGGCGGAGUUUUUGAGUCGUUGAGAAAGGAGUUCUGCUAUCUCAUCAAAGAAAGCAUAAAUUUUCGUACAAUAUUCCACAAGAUGAAAGUUAAAGUGCUAUCUCGCAACCCCUCGGACUACAUUCGUGAAUGCAAGUCGGAUAUCCAUAAAAUUCCUCGAAAUAUUGACCCAAGUUUACAUCCAUUCGAAGCUGCACGUGAAUACACGAGGGCUUUAAAUGCUGCAAAACUCGAGCGAGUUUUUGCCAAGCCGUUUGUUGGAUCGCUUGACGGACAUAAAGAUGGAGUAAACUGUAUGGCAAAGUUUCAAAAGAGCCUUUCGCUCUUGCUAAGUGGCUCUUGUAACGGAGAAGUAAAAUUGUGGAAUUUACCUCAAAGAAAAUGUUUGAGAUCAUAUAAUGCCCAUAGAGGUUUCGUCCGUGGUCUUGCUGUUGUUCCUUCAGGAGAUACCUUCAUCUCUAUUGGUGAUGACAAACAAAUAAAACACUGGAGUUGUAAAAAAGAUACGUCUUAUCAUCUAAUUCACUCCAUUCUAGGAAAAACAAUGUUUCAAGGCAUUGACCAUCACUGGGCUGAAAAUACAUAUGCAACUUGUGGCGAGCAAGUGGAUAUUUGGCAAGGUGAAAGAUCUGAACCUGUCAGAUCAUUCAAGUGGGGUUUUGAUACAGUUCACAGUGUUAAAUUUAAUCCAAUUGAGAUAAACCUUCUUGCAAGUACGGCAUCUGAUCGAAGCGUCGUUUUGUACGAUACACGUCAAACAACACCAUUACGAAAACUUCUGAUGAAAAUGCGUAGCAACACAGUCGCAUGGAAUCCUAUGGAAGCAUUCCAUUUCACAGUUGCCAACGAGGAUUCGAAUCUUUACACUUACGAUAUGCGCCGUCUGGACUUUGCGGUUAACGUACAUAAAGAUCACGUUGCUGCUGUCCUUGAUGUAGAUUAUUCUCCAACUGGAGAAGAAUUUGUAACUGGAAGUUUUGAUAGAACCAUACGGAUAUUUCCUCGUAGUCGUGGUCAUAGCAGAGAAGUGUAUCAUACAAAACGAAUGCAACGUGUAUUUUGUGUAAAAUGGAGUCCUGAUUCAGAGUUUAUACUUUCUGGCAGUGACGAGAUGAAUGUCAGAAUUUGGAAAGCAGAUGCGUCAGCCAAACUUGGACCGCUUGCUCCGAGAGAAAAAGCAUCACUCACUUACAACAAGAAACUCAAAGAACGUUACAAGUUUCAUCCUCAAGUUCUAAGAAUAUUAAGACAUCGUCACGUGCCUUCAGCUAUUUACAAAUCUGCGCGAGAGAAGAGGAUAAUGCUCCACUCACGUAAAACUAGAGAGGAGAACAGACGACUACAUAGCGCAAAAGAAAAAGUACCCUUUGUUCCUGAGAGAAAAAAGCAAAUUGUGUCGGUAUUGGAGUAAGUGGCUGAUUAUAAUGCAUUUAUGUUGCAUUGCAUCAUACCCUGACGGAAAAUGUGAGUUUGGGUGGAGAGGGUUCACUGGGGGAUCUUUUGCGAUAUUGAAGGUUUUACAAAAGUAACUAAGAUCUUUCUGUAACCAAACGUAACCCUAAUUAUGAGUAGAUAACCAACGUAGCAAUUUCACUCUCGAAAUGUUAAUAUAGAAAAUCAGCUAUUUGAUGUUAAGUUGAAUAUUGGUGACAAUUUGAAUAUUGAAAUCGAUAUUCAAAUAGUCGUUUAGAAACUCAGCAAUAUUUUCAAAAUUAACAAUUGUUUCUUAACUUUUAUUGAUCAUCAAUUACAAGUAAACUCUACA